Daphnia pulicaria is the source of this 722-nucleotide messenger RNA. Its product is annotated as nematocyst expressed protein 3-like. The transcript is spliced from 3 exons. NCBI's taxonomy places the organism in Eukaryota, Metazoa, Arthropoda, Branchiopoda, Diplostraca, Daphniidae. The coding region runs from base 61 to 603 and encodes 180 amino acids. The record is from RefSeq and is a predicted model, not a curated record.
CACUCACUUCAUCUUUGCAAGUUCUCCAGUCGACAGCACUCCAAUUCCUACUACUUCAUCAUGAAUACCUUCAAAACUGUCGUUAUGAUCUGCGCCAUGUUGGCUGCUUCCUGCUCCGGCCAAUACUUGUCUCAAUCUUCUAGCCAAGGACCUCAAUCAGGAAGCGGAAUGAUGGGCAGCCAAUUGCCGUCGUACGUCGCCCAAGCCCAGCAGAGCAGCCCGGCCCUGGAGCAGCAAAGACCGGCCUUUACCGCUGAACAAUCCCGACCAGUGUCCAGCGGCAGCUCUUCUCUCCUUGGCGGAGGCGCAUCUGCUCCGGCCACUACCCAGCAGAUCUGCUCUUGCAUCACCAUCAACCCCGCAGCAGCAGCAGCAUCAUCCGCCCAGCAAUCUGCCCCGGCCUCAUCGGUCGACUCCGCUCCCCAACAGCAGAUCUUCGCUGCUCCCCAACAGCAGACCUUCUCUGCUCCUGCCCAGCAGACAUUCGCUGCUCCUGCCCAGCAGUCUUUCGCUGCUCCUGCCGCCGCUCAGUCCUCCUACUCUUCCGCCCCGGCUGUUUCCCAGCAAGGCCCCGCCCAGCGCCCAGCCAGCACCGGAUAUUAACAUGUUUAACAUUCGUGCCAGCUCUUUCACAUCUAUCUUGACUAUUUUCGUCAUCAUUUGAUUCUUCUCCGUCUGUAAUGCAAUUACAAUUCACUAUUACACUCUCAUUCAUUCUUAUA